CACUAGCCAGAUCAUCAAGUACCAGUUAACCGCCACCCUAGUUACUAGUAGAAGCUCAAUUUCGCUUUGGUAUCUUUAUCUCUUAUACUCAAUCAUGCGUUCAACCGCGCUCUGCUCGACUUGCUCAUCGUGUCUUCCACCCAAAGCUGCCCCAGACUUAUUUAUGACCAAAUGCUGCGCUCGCCCCAUCUGUCCAACCUGUCUCAGCUCAAACCCUCGCCUAAGGAGCUAUAAUCCCUGCUUGUCCUGUUUGGGCGGCGUGGGCGUGGUUAGCUCGGCUCUCCUACAGAACAUCCGCGCCGCAAAUAAUGACACAGUGCAGGAUGAAGAUAUCUUCAUUCUUGGGGAUGAUGAAGACGAUGAAGACGAAGCUCACGAGCUUGCUUCAGUGUCACCGAUCUCCGGACCCCCUCCGCCUGCAUAUUCGUCGUCAUUAUCCAGCCUAAACAAUGAAUCGAUGCUCACCACGCAGACUAGCGAUACAUCCGCGGGACAUGCGGAAGAUUGUAUCCCCUCUAGAUAUUACAUCAAUUCUAGGGACACACUACAGGGGAUUGCUCUCCGCUAUGGUGCUAAUGGUCGGGAAUUGUGCCAUUUGAAUAACCUACCCCCAAGCACCCUUUCUACUACCCCUCAUCUACUCCAUACUCGCACUUUUAUCGUCCUCCCACCCUCCGCCAACUCUCACUCUGUUACGCGUGAUGCGGAUCUGGAUGCAGAAGCGAGGCGCGUCCGCGAGAAAGCCGAGAAGCGUUUGCAAAUGCUGACGAAAGAGGUAGACUGGCGUGUGGCGAAAGCAUACGUGGCUCUGGCAGAUGAUCCUGACGAAGAAGCCACGUAUGGCUUCAAGUGCAAAGAAAGUGGCGCCAUUGGUGCCAGCACCUUGGAAGCACGUGCAGCUGAUCAGUACCUAGAAGAUCAGGAAUGGGAAGAGGAACAGAGAAGAGCUGGCAAACGCAUCUCGUUGAAAUCGCUAUCACUCCUUCGAGACAAAGUUGUCGCAUACACAUGAGAGCGCCUCUAUCGUUCAUGGCAUUUUGUGCAUGACCCAUGCGAAUCCUUGUGGAAGCCAGGUCAGCGGAGGCCCCAACUUGUCCGGAUGCUGUCCUCGUUGCCAGUAAUAUCAAUCUUACAGAUUUAUGCGCAAAGUUGUCAAUCCCUUGUCGACUGCUGAGGACACCAGUACAUUUUCGUAGGCAAGGUUGCCAAUAAGAAGACAUAACGACCUGGUUGGCAUCCUGAACCAAC
This is a messenger RNA of Suillus fuscotomentosus, 1248 nucleotides long. RefSeq lists its product as uncharacterized. NCBI's taxonomy places the organism in Eukaryota, Fungi, Basidiomycota, Agaricomycetes, Boletales, Suillaceae. The transcript has 3 exons. The coding region runs from base 95 to 1012 and encodes 305 amino acids. The record is from RefSeq and is a predicted model, not a curated record.